AUGGUAGAUCAAGCCCCAGACCAGCCUCCGGGGAAGCAAUACAAGGGAGGGUACCGCCAGAUCAACGAUGCACUCAACAUUAGCGCUUUCGAGGACUAUCUGGAAGCUCAAGUGUCGCGCUUGCCGGAGAUAGCUGAUGUAGAACAAAUUAGCCCACGCGUGCUUCGCGUAUUGGGGCAGAAUGCCGGAAAGUUCACACUCCAGGGCACCAACACAUACAUCGUGGGAACGGGUUCAAGAAGGCUUAUAAUUGACACCGGUCAAGGAAUCCCAGAAUGGGCCAAACUGAUCUCCUCAACGCUGUCCGACUCUGACGUGGCCCUCUCGCACGUCCUGCUCACACACUGGCAUGGAGAUCACACCGGCGGCGUCCCAGACCUCCUGCGCUUGUAUCCCGAGCUUUCAAAUUGUAUUUACAAACACACGCCGAACCGAACCCAGCAGCCUAUCGUUGAUGGGGAAUUAUUUAAGGUUGAUGGCGCUACUGUCCGCGCCGUGCACGCCCCUGGUCAUUCACACGACCACAUGUGCUUCAUCCUGGAGGAGGAGAAUGCGAUGUUCACAGGCGACAACGUGCUCGGUCACGGCACCGCGGCCGUCGAGCAGCUUAGUACAUGGAUGGGUUCACUGAAUAUCAUGCAGUUGCACGGGUGCGUAAUCGGUUACCCGGCGCAUGGUGUGGUCAUCCGUGAUUUGCCAGGCAAGAUUGCCAGCGAGCUGGCGUCCAAAAUACGGCGCGAGACUCAAGUGCUAGAGGCGCUGGCGAAGAUAAAAAUGAGUACCGCUGGGCGCGGUAAGGGGAGCACCACUAUCAAGCAGCUUGUCACGGCGAUGCAUGGGGAUGAGCUGGACGAACAGGUUAGGGAGACGGCGGUGGAACCAUUAAUAGAGGAAGUAUUGCGGAAAUUGGCCGAGGAUGGGAAAGUUGCGUUUGAGCUCAGGGGUGGGGAGAAGAAGUGGUAUGGGAUUCCACAGAAAUAA
Talaromyces proteolyticus is the source of this 981-nucleotide messenger RNA. Its product is annotated as beta-lactamase-like protein. The coding region runs from base 1 to 981 and encodes 326 amino acids. The transcript is spliced from 2 exons. Gene Ontology annotation, biological process: secondary metabolite biosynthetic process. Lineage: Eukaryota; Fungi; Ascomycota; Eurotiomycetes; Eurotiales; Trichocomaceae. The record is from RefSeq and is a predicted model, not a curated record.